UUACCACAGCCAUGGUGGCUUAUCCGGAUCAGAAUCUGAAUCCGGUCUGAAUUUUAGUUGAAAUGACUAAUCCACCGAAGUUUGUGGGCAAUGGAUUGGAAGAACUGAAAGUUCCUGGACAAGCUUAUCUUCGUGAUGCACUCCCUUCUUGUACAGACCCCCUAAAAGCCAUUGAGAAUUUUCAAUUAGAAAAUGGCAUCCUAUUACCAUCUCUUCGCCCAAUGUUACCUCUACUUGACCUUCAUGGAGUACGGCGGCUGGAUUUUCAUACGUCGGUUUUGGAGGAGCUCCGUGAGAAAUUAAUUGCUGAAAUAAAUAAACUUGGAGCAAAGGAAGGAUGAGAAAGAAUUUUCGAUAAACUUCUUAAAGAAAGCUUUCCUGUCGUAAGAGUGCGUGCGCUAAGUAAAAAGGCAAAUUUGGAGAGAUAAUCAAUCACUUUUUGGAGACGAAGUAUCACCACUUUUAUCGCAAUAUAUACGAGAAAAAGAGCAUAUCCUGUUUGAUCAUAUGAACCUUAACAACCUGUUCUUUACGCCAUCUCCUAAGUUACGACGCCAGGGAGAAGUGGUCCAGAAACUAGCUAAUAUGAUCGGGAACAAUGUUAAAUUGUAUGAUAUGGUGCUCCAAUUUUUGCGUACAUUAUUUCUGCAUACCAGAAACGUGCAUUACUGCACUCUAAGGGCAGAAUUACUGAUGGCACUACACGAUCUUGAGGUUCAAGAUAUUAUUUCCGUAGAUCCAUGUCACAAGUUCACAUGGUGUUUGGAUGCAUGUAUACGUGAGAAAAAUGUUGAUAUCAAGCGAUCACGGGAGCUACAAGGUUUCUUAGACAAUAUUAAGAGAGGUCAAGAACAAGUACUUGGGGAUCUAUCAAUGACCUUAUGUGAUCCCUAUUCCAUCAACUUCUUAGCAACAUCUGCAAUCAAAAUUCUACAGCACCUUAUUAACAAUGAGGGUUUGGCCAGAGAUAAUACCAUUUUAAUUCUCUUACUGAGAAUGCUUGCCCUAGGACUUAGUGCAUGGGUCAUGAUCGAUUCCCAGGAAUUUAAGGAGCCAAAAUUAGAUAGCCAGGUUGUGACAAAAUUCUUACCAGCUCUCAUGUCUCUGAUAGUGGAUGAUCAGGUACGACAUUUAACAGCUCGUCUUCCCCCAGACGAGCGCGAAAGUGCUAUUACAACAAUUGAACACUCUGGUCCAGCUCCAGAUGCUGUGGAAGCGUAUAUACAAGAGAGUACAGUGGCAUCUAUAUUAGGUAUGUACUAUACAUUGCACACUGCUCGUCAGAAAGAUCGGGUUGGCAUUUUACGUGUCUUGACUAUUCUUGCAUGUUGUAAGGAU
Messenger RNA from Phlebotomus papatasi, 1338 nucleotides. Its product is annotated as negative elongation factor B. The annotation marks the transcript as partial. The transcript is spliced from 4 exons. The record is from RefSeq and is a predicted model, not a curated record. Lineage: Eukaryota; Metazoa; Arthropoda; Insecta; Diptera; Psychodidae. Gene Ontology annotation, cellular component: NELF complex; nucleus. Gene Ontology annotation, biological process: negative regulation of transcription elongation by RNA polymerase II.